Molecule: messenger RNA, 2418 nt
Organism: Penicillium brasilianum
Lineage: Eukaryota; Fungi; Ascomycota; Eurotiomycetes; Eurotiales; Aspergillaceae
Source: the annotation of a GenBank genome assembly
AUGGUCUCUACAAAGCAACUAGCAUUGGCUGCGGCCAUGCUGUCCGUUUGUGGACUGACCCAUGCUGAGAGUGACAUUACCUCCGAUGCUUAUUUCUAUGGCCAGUCUGAGGCUGUUUACCCUUCGCCCAAUGGUACCGGGUCCGGUGACUGGGCCAAGGCCUAUGAGAAGGCCGCAGCGAUGGUAUCCAAGAUGACUCUGGAAGAAAAGAACAAUCUCACGUACGGAAGCAGCAACACCGCGAAUGGAUGCUCUGGAAUCAUUCCGGCCAUUCCUCGUCUGGGAUUCACGGGUCUCUGCUUGAGCGAUGCAGGCAAUGGUGUCCGUGAUACGGAUUUUGUCAACAGUUACCCCAGUGGUAUCCAUGUCGGUGCUAGUUGGAACAAGACCCUGGCCUACGAGCGCGGCUGGCAUAUGGGAGGAGAAUUCAGAAAGAAGGGUGUUUCAGUGGCUCUUGGACCCGUGGUCGGUCCUUUGGGUCGGACUGCCACAGGUGGAAGAAACUGGGAAGGUCCUUCUAACGAUCCCUACCUCGGUGGCGCAAUUGCUGCUGCAACUGUUCAAGGAACACAGGAGCAAGGUGUCAUUACAAGUGUGAAGCACUUCAUCGCCAACGAGCAAGAGCUCUACCGUAACCCUACCACCAACUCCGAGAACCAGACGGUCGAGUCCGUCUCCAGCAACCUUGAUGAUAAGACCAUGCACGAGUUGUAUCUUUGGCCUUUCCAGGAUGCCCUCAGGGCAGGCGCAGGAAAUAUCAUGUGUUCCUAUAACCGAGUGAACAACUCGUAUGCUUGCCAGAACAGCAAGACUCUCAAUGGAUUGCUCAAGACCGAGCUUGGAUUCCAGGGCUUUGUUGUCUCUGACUGGGAUGCCCAGCAUGCCGGUGUCAGCGCAGCCCUCGCUGGCCUUGACAUGGCCAUGCCUGAUGGCCAGACCUUCUGGGGCAAUAACUUCACCGAGGCUUUCACAAACGGCAGUGUUCCCGUGUCUCGUCUGGAUGAUAUGGCUACUCGUAUCAUUGCCACUUGGUACCAAAUGGGACAAGACGAUUCGACCUUCCCCUCUCUUGGUGUUGGUAUGCCGUACAAUAUUAGCGAGCCUCAUUCGAUUGUGAAUGCACUCACCUCCGAUGCAAAGCCCGUUCUAUACGAAGGUGCAGUCGAGGGUCAUGUUCUAGUUAAGAACGUCAACAACGCUCUUCCUCUGCAAUCUCCCCAGUUGGUAUCUGUGUUUGGAUACGAUGCCAAAGCUCCCGACAGCAUGAUGCCCAACGGAAAAAGCUUGCUUUAUAACCCUUGGGUUAUUGGCCUCGAACCUGCGCUCUACGAGGUCGGUGAAGUCUUUGUGAACACCAGCCCUGAUUUGCCUGACUACUACCAAGUUGCAUUGAACGGUACUCUCUCCGUGGGUGGUGGCUCGGGUGCUAACAAUGGUCCGUAUCUGAGCGCACCCCUCGAUGCUCUGCAGCAGCGCGCGUAUGAGGACAACACCGUUCUCAUGUGGGAUACCUCCGUGGCUCCAUCUUCAAUUGGCCUGAUGGAGGCCUCCGAUGCCUGCUUGGUCUUCAUUAAUGCAUUCGCUGUCGAGAGCAUGGACCGUCCUGGCCUCCACGAUGAUUAUUCCGAUAACCUGGUGAAGAAGGUCGCAUCGACCUGCGCUAACACCAUCGUCGUCAUCCACAACGCCGGAACUCGCCUGGUGGACCAGUUCGCCGACCAUGAGAACGUCACUGCAAUUGUCUUCGCCCAUCUGCCCGGCCAGGAUUCCGGUCGUGCAAUUGUGAACCUGCUCUACGGCGACGAGAAUUUCAGCGGAAAGCUCCCUUACACUGUGGCCAAGAACGAAUCCGACUACGGAACUUUGUACAACUCCAAAGCCGCGGCCGCUCCUUAUGAACUCUUCCCCCAGGUAGACUUCGACGAGGGUAUCCUCAUUGACUAUCGCUAUUUCGACAAGCACGGUAUUACCCCUCGCUACGAGUUCGGUUUCGGUCUCUCGUACACUACCUUCGCUUUCUCCGACCUCAAGGUUUCCGCGCCUAAGAAGAACAUCGCUGCUUACCCCAGCGGAGCAAUUGAACAAGGUGGUGCCGUUGACCUGUGGGAGACCGUCGCAACUAUCACCGCCACUGUCCGCAAUACCGGAAAGAAGUCGGGCGCCGAAGUCGCACAGAUCUACGUCGGUAUUCCUGGAGGCCCCGUGAAGCAGCUGCGGGGAUUUGAGAAGGUCCUCAUUUCUGCUGGCAAGUCUGCCAAGGUCACUUUCCCCUUGACUCGUCGUGACCUGAGCAGUUGGGAUGUUGUUGCACAGAAGUGGGUGCUCCAGAGUGGAAGCUAUGAGAUCUAUGUUGGUUCUUCUAGCAGGAAUCUUCCUCUGACUGCCACUAUGGAGGUUACUGCUAGCUCUAGCGCUUAA